Pantherophis guttatus is the source of this 3459-nucleotide messenger RNA. It is a transcript of the gene LRAT, whose product is annotated as lecithin retinol acyltransferase. The record is from RefSeq and is a predicted model, not a curated record. Gene Ontology annotation, molecular function: phosphatidylcholine-retinol O-acyltransferase activity. Gene Ontology annotation, cellular component: rough endoplasmic reticulum. Lineage: Eukaryota; Metazoa; Chordata; Lepidosauria; Squamata; Colubridae. Gene Ontology annotation, biological process: retinol metabolic process; vitamin A metabolic process.
UGGGAGACUUGGCGAACUAAACAAAGCAAGCCUGGCUGCCAGGAGCGGUCUAAGAAAAAAGCCACAGGCUGAUUGUGAGAAUGAGGGGACUGUGCACUGUGGCGUCUCCCCCUCUUCCAGAAUCUCAAUCCUUGAUGUUUUCCAGGAACUGCCCACUUGCCUGUCUACCAAUCAAAACAGAUUCAGUGUGUGGGAUGGCCCAACUUGCCAUACUAAAAAGAGACCAAACCAGAAUAAAUCAGAAGCAGCUCGUACAGCAAGGAAAAAAAACCAUGAAAAACCCAAUAUAUGAAAUAGCAGCCCUGUUACUGGAAAAGUUACUUCUUCUUGCCAACUUUAAAGUUCUUCAAACAGGUUCCAGUGGAGAGGAGGAGAAGAAGAAAAAACAUGUAUGUUGUUAUGACUCUUCCUAUUUCAAACCAGGAGAUUUGCUAGAAGUGCCUCGCACUCUCUUCAUUCAUUUUGGCAUUUAUUUGGGAGAUAACCAAGUAGCACAUCUUAUGCCAGACAUUCUGCCUGCUUUCACUAAUGACUGGAAGUUGAUCCAGAAAGUAGUGACUAAUAAAAGGCUUAUCUUGGGGGUCAUCACAAAAAUGGCAAGGAUCCGAGUGGACACAGUGGAAGACUUUGCUUAUGGAAGCUCCAUCCUGGUGAACAAUAUGGAUUCGCUUUUUAAAAAUUGUAUCCUUUGUAAUGAUGAAGUGGUCCUUAGAGCAAAAAGGCUAGUAGGCACAACCGAAUACAGCUUACUCUGGAACAAUUGUGAACAUUUUGUGACCUUCUGCAGAUAUGGCUCUCCAGUCAGCUUCCAAACAACGAAGUUCUGUGAAACCGUGAAGAUGAUCAUUCGAGACCAGAGAAGUGUACUUGUUUCGGCACUGCUGGGACUGAUUUCUAUACUUUAUCUGGGUCUGGGACCUUCUACUACUCUUCCUACUAUCAUCAUUCCAUUUAUGCUGUGGAUGGCUGGUUAAUGAAUCCACAUGCCCUACCAUUUAUUGGCUACUAGAUGACCCAUGGCCUAUUGAGUCCUCUUUCCAGAGAAAUUUCGCUAAUUCCUAAUAGCUAGUUGAAGAAAUAGAAUGACCAAGGAUGGGAUUAAAAGCAGUGGGAGCAAAAACAACUUCUGGCUUCCUUCUGGUUUCCUGAUUGACUUUGCUUGUGGGAAGCCAGCAGGAAGUGUCUGAAAUCACAAUCACAUGACCAGCACUGCAACAGCCACAAGAUGAUGAAUACAACUGAAGAUUUUUAAAAUUCCAAUUCCAUGGGAGUAAUGGAUUUUCUGCACAUUGUUCAAAUUAGAAAAUUUGAAGUAAGUUGCUUCGAAAACGGUUGCUCUAUGAUGCAACAUUUUGGUCAAUUGAAGAUUACAUAUAGACAAGACAGGAGAGUUUUAGAAGUAUCUAGAUUGUAAAUAGAAUGUAUCAUGUAUUUAUGAAAGCUCAAACUAAUAAUAUUAUAAAAUGAAGAAAAUAUGGAAUGAUUAACAUGCAGCAUAUAGAAUACAGUGAACAAGCAAUAACUUGUAAAUUAAGGUUUUGUGAAAAAAAUUUCCAAGCAAUUUCAAGGCUGACCAUAUUGGGUUUAUUCCCAAAGAAAGAUGUCUAAUCUGCAGUUUUACACUCAGCAGUACAUUUUAGAAAACUUAAUGAGGGUGAUCUCCCAAGUAAAUUUGCAUAAUUUCAAAGUGAAUAAGUACAAUUAUCAGUGACAUUCUCUUGGAUAUGGGAAUGUUUUAGUAUUCAGAUAGUACAAAGCAAUGUACAGUUUUUCAACAACUGCUAUUCUGCUUUGCAUCUUUUUCUAAUUUCCCUAAGUUUACAUUCACUAACUGUAUUUUUAUUUAAAUGGCAUAACUGCAUCCUGCUUGGACUUGAGAUGAACAAAAUAUUUGCACCAGAAUUGUCUUUGCUAUUCCCUGCUAACAAAAUCCAAUAUAAAUCAGUCAAAUGGACUUCUGUAAUCUCAAGAUAAGUGACAAGCAAACUAGUGAAAAAGACAUGUGCAGCUAUCUCCUUUUGGAUUUUUUUCCCCCACACUAUAGACAAAUAAUUCUGUUUAGAAUACUACGGCACACUUCCUCUGAUUUUGCAAGUUGCAUAUUUGUCAUCAUGGCAACAAGCAUUAAUUUAUUCCAAUUAACAUUCAUAUAGUCAGGCUGCACAUGUACUAAUAUAUAUCUCUUUCAGAUUUACAAUUUCCUUUGCUCCCUGUUUUGAGACAUUUCUAACUGUAUUGGGACAUCAGAAAUGUAUUAAUUUAAUGAUAUUCUCUAAAACAGAGGUAUUUUACAUUUCAGUAAAGGUAUGUUCCCCUUGCACAUAUGUGCUAGUUGUUCCCGACUCUAGGGGGUGGUGCUCAUCUCUGUUUCAAAGCCAAAGAGCCAGCACUGUCCGAAGACGUCUCUGUGGUCAUGUGGCCAGCAUGACUAAAUGCCAAAGGCACACAGAAGGCUAUUACCUUCCCACCAAAGGUUGUCCCUAUUUUUUCUACUUGCAUUUUUUUAUGUGCUUUCAAACUGCUAGGUUGGCAGAAGCUGGGACAAGUAACGGGAGCUCACAAUUCAAACCACUGAACAUUUCAUUUCAGUAAAAUGAGUUGAUUUCCAUGCUACAUUCUACAAUUUCUCCACAUCCCAUUAUUAAAUGUCUUUCUGGUACAGAGUCAAAGAAAAACAAACAAGCACAUGAUGUUUUAAAUUUUAAUAUAAGAUUAUGUAUAUUUUUGCUUUCUUUUAAUCUUACUUCAUUCGGCUGCAGACAUGCAGCAUUUUUAUAUACUUCCUGUCAUCUGUGAAGGUGCUAAUAACUGCCUAAAUAACUCUAAUAAAUCACCUGCUUUGCUGAUGUUCAAAGAAAUAGAAUGGUAAGUAGUAUGUGACAUACAUUUAUACUCACUGCUCCUGUUGGAAACUGAACAAAGUUCCUGCUUUGUGAUUGUGGUCUCAGAUCCUACUUACGAAUUACAAUAACACCAUAGGUUGCACUAUGAGUUGCUUGGUAUGGGUAAAGCUACUUAGAACUAUCAAAAGUGAAAUGUUUUUUGGUUGUAUAAUUAAUGCAUAUCUCAGAUAGACAUCCAUCCAAACAGCUAAUGGUCCACAGAUAUUCUCAGAUUCCUAAUGACAACUAAUGAAAAAUACAUUUGACAGCCUCAAUGUUUGUUUCCAAAAGAGUAACUACUUUACAAAUAUAGUGCUUAAGCCAUCUUCGUGAAAUGUAUGCAUUAGAAGUUCAGAAGGUAUAUAUGUUUAUGAAUUUUAUAGUGUAAUGUUUUCCCUAAAGCAUAAGCUACAUCAUAACCAUGUUGUAUUUUGAACAUGCACAAAUAUGUUAAUAUUUUUAAAAAGUGGUUCAUGAGAAUCCAGUGAGAAAUUGUUGGUGUGCCUGCAACUCUGCUGCCUGUACAUAAACCCAACCUAUGUCUAAGGAGGACAUUUUAAAGAUACAAUUCUCACAA